UAUUUUCUGAACGCACACUUUGUUCAUUCACAAUCUAUGACUAUGACAUUCUAUAUUCUAUGAUAUUUGGGUUGUCAACUGUAACCUCACUCUCGAGCGAUUCUCUUUUCUUGUGAGUUCGAAAGACAACGACAAAAUGUCGGCUCAUAAGACUUUUAUCAUAAAGAGGAAAUUGGCUAAAAAGCUGAAACAAAACAGGCCUAUUCCCCAAUGGGUCCGCAUGAGGACAGGAAAUACAAUUAGAUACAAUGCUAAGAGGCGUCACUGGCGUAGAACCAAGCUUAAGUUGUAAUCUGUAACAACAACCCUUAUAAUGAUUAAAGUUUUCAUGUAAAUUA
Molecule: messenger RNA, 338 nt
Organism: Coccinella septempunctata (seven-spotted ladybird)
Lineage: Eukaryota; Metazoa; Arthropoda; Insecta; Coleoptera; Coccinellidae
Gene: RpL39
Product: 60S ribosomal protein L39
Exons: 3
Coding region: 137-292 (51 amino acids)
Biological process (GO): translation
Cellular component (GO): cytosolic large ribosomal subunit; ribosome
Molecular function (GO): structural constituent of ribosome
Source: RefSeq, a predicted model, not a curated record